AUGUUGAGGUUGCCGGGGUGUGCCGCAGCCCCCCCGCGCCUCCAGUACCUCCUGGAACCCCUCCACACCGCGGUGCACACGGAGCGGGGUGCCACGGCCACCCUGCCCUGUGUCCUGCGUGCCCUGCCCCGCAACUACCGGGUGAAGUGGAGCAAGGUGGAGCCGGCCAACUACCGGGAGAGCAUCAUCAUCAUCACCAACGGGCUGUACCACAAGAACUACGGGCCGCUGAGCCCGCGGGUCCGCCUGCGGCACAGCCACCGCUACGACGCCUCGCUUACCAUCACUGACGUGGCUUUGGAGGAUGAGGGACGUUACCGCUGCCAGCUCGUCAACGGGCUGGAGGACGAAAGCGUCUCGCUGACGCUCCACCUCGAAGGUGUCGUUUUCCCCUACCAACCCAGCAACGGGCGCUAUAAAUUCAACUACCAUGAAGCCAAGCGAGCCUGCGAGCAGCAAGGCUCCCGCCUCGCUACCUACCAACAGCUCUGCAAAGCCUGGACGGAGGGUCUGGACUGGUGCAACGCCGGCUGGAUCCUCGACGGCACCGUCCACUACCCCAUCAUCAACUCACGGGAGCCAUGCGGUGGCCGCCUUCUCCUGCCGGGUGUCCGGACCUACGGGGCCAGGGACAAGCAGAAGGACCGAUUCGAUGCUUUCUGCUUCACCUCUGCUCUUCAAGGUCGCCGGGGCCGCCGGAAGUUCAAGGAGGCCGGGCAAGCGUGCCGCAACCACGGGGCAGCCAUUGCCAAAGUGGGGCAACUUUAUUCCGCCUGGAAGUUUUCCCAACUGGAUCGCUGUGAUGGGGGGUGGCUGGCGGACGGCAGCGUGCGGUACCCCAACCGCGAACGUUGCGGUGGGCUGCCGGACCCCGGCGUCCGCAGCUUUGGCUUUCCCAGCAAGGAACUGCGAACCUACGGUACCUACUGCUUCGUGGGGAAGUAG
Molecule: messenger RNA, 945 nt
Organism: Cariama cristata (Red-legged seriema)
Lineage: Eukaryota; Metazoa; Chordata; Aves; Cariamiformes; Cariamidae
Product: hyaluronan and proteoglycan link protein 2-like
Biological process (GO): cell adhesion
Molecular function (GO): hyaluronic acid binding
Source: RefSeq, a predicted model, not a curated record